UUUUUACGCUUCUGCCCCACCAUGAGGUCAUUUUGAUUUUCCUUCGUGAGGUCCAUCGUCGGGGUCUGGGGAUCGUUAAUGGGAGUAGUACGUAUAUAGUUAAUUCUAAGGUAGAAUAAGCCACGAGGCGAGCGUCCGAGUGAGUAAAUCUGACAAUGCGCCAUCCGAAUGAUGCGGAACAUUAUUUGCGUAUCUCUAUUAAACGGUGCUUCGAUUUCAUAGUAGUGGGAAGUGACGCGGAGAUCGCGGAUGGUUGGUUGAUGCUGAGGGAAUUGCGCGAUGAUCAGGCGUUUAAUCAAGUGCUGAAUUUCGAGGAUAUUCUGAGAGAUAUCCUGCACAGCCAGAUACUGAACAUCUCGGAGGUGCCGAAAAUCAUGGCGUGGAUCUUGCCGCACGUGGAGGAGAAGUCGGACACCGACAACGCCGACCCGAUUUCCAAGGACGUCGCCGCGCUGCUGCAGAAGACUGACAUCAGAGACAUGUCGCACUUGGCUGCGCUUCUCAAGACGAUGAUGGAUAACACGGUGUAUCUGCCGGAGUCAGCCGAUCAUACGGCGCUCUGCGAAGCUGUAAUUGUGAGGCUGUCGUCCUUCCAGUUGCCUCCCGAGCCUAAGAAGAUUCAUGAGUUUUACGACAACACCACCAAGAUCCAAAACUUCCUGGAAACGGUCUGUAGGAACGCCAAGAACAGCGGUCACGAUCUCUUAUUCAUCUGCCUCCAAACUCUGUAUCAUAUAAUAUCAGACAGGAAGAGGAAACAGGAACCAGGCCCAGGGUUAGUUGUGAUAUUGCGUCUGGUGGAAAUUAGCUUUAUCCCGCAGGCAGUGGAAUGGAUUCUGUCGCAAUCGCAGUCAAAUUAUGAAUUAGUGCAAGCUUUAACGGUUUUAUGUAAUUGGCUUCCAAAGUGGCGUGACAAAAAACUCAGUUGUUGGGUGAUGGAGUUCAUACUUGGCUUGGAGAAGCAAGAGAAAUAUUCUGUUCUCCUGGAGGUCGUGGAGUCAUCGUUAGAUAUAUUGAAUCUGAUGUGCAAAGUAUUGUUAGUACCAGUGAUCCGUCAUACUUCUUCUUUCAUAAUAUAUCACAUUCUGAGGAAGCUUAGCUCCGAGGAGGUCAUACAAAAAUUGAUUAAAGCUGUGCCUACAUUGAUAACUAGUUUGAUGAAAGAAGAUUCAGAAUCCAGCAGGGAAUGCAUACAACACUUGGUUGAUAUUGUGAGAUUAGCCAGUAUGAGAUUCCCAGCUUAUCGUCUACCUGAUAGCAUGGAGAAAACUUUUCCUGUUUCACCACGUAUUCACGUUAUCAAGGAAUAUUAUCAUGAACCGUUAUGGAUAGCCGAGACAUGCACGAUAGAGCCAAUUCUUGAGCCAGAGGGACAGUUAUCUGGGAAAGUUGGACUUCAAAAUCUUGGAAAUACAUGCUACAUGAAUAGCGUGUUGCAAGCCUUAUUGAUGACUCGACAGUUUUGCUACGAAGUGUUAAAUUGCUCGGUGAACCAAAUGGGAGGAAUGCCUUUAUUGAGAAAACUACAGGAUUUGUUUGCAUUAUUGUUAUACUCCAAGAGGAUGUACCUGUCGCCAAAUGAGAUAUUCGAAGCAUCGCGACCUUCCUAUUUUCUACCUGGACAGCAACAGGAUAGUUCAGAAUUUCUAUGUCAUCUUCUGGAUGUUUUACACGAGCAUGAAAAAGCUGUUAAUACGACCUGCGUGAGAAAUGAUUCCACAGGCGGUAUUAAAUCUAAAACCGAGAUGCAAGAGAACAGAGUAAUGUCUUCGACAAACUCUACAGAGGGCACAAUCAAGCGUUGGAUAACUGAAGAAGAUCUAACUGAAGGCUUGGUUUUCCGACGGAAAACGCAAUCACUAGCGGACUUCCCACAAGGUGAAGAUCUGAUACAAGCGGAACGGCUCAGCGAUUACCACUCGGAUUCCACCGACAGUGGUAUACAAUCCGUAGGUGGUGAAGAAUCAAUUCCAUCCAUGUCUCUUGUGCAUAGGGUAUUGGGCGGCGAGUCUAAGAUCACUUACCAGUGCGCCCAGUGCAACACCAGUUCACACAACACGGACAAGUUCCGCGACCUGCAGCUGUGUUUUCCUGAGGAGAUACAAGAGAACCAAGAGGUCUCGGUUCAAGAUCUCAUCAACUACUAUCUCGCGCCGGAGAAACUCACGGGCGAGAACAAGUAUCGCUGCGACAGAUGUAUGAAGCUGUGCGACGCACACAGGAUCAUCACGAUCUUACAGGCUCCUGCACACCUGAUUCUGUCGUUGAAACACUUUCGAUACGACUUUGACAGUCGGCUCAGGACGAAAUUGCGACACAAGGUGGUUUACAAUGACGUCAUAAAAUUGCCGGUGUCUACGGUGCCAAGCUCGGUCGCUGAAACGUAUCACCUGUAUGCCGCUGUAGUGCAUUCCGGUUAUAACAUGGAUUAUGGACACUAUUUCACAUACGCCUGUGACUCCGCGAAGCAAAAUUGGUAUAAAUUCAACGACAGCUUCGUGUCGCGGACUACUUUCGAGGAGUUCAAGAACUUGAAGCCACCGGACACGCCCUAUAUACUGUUUUACGAGAAAUCGGGAGCUCUCGAUGGAAUGUACGAGGACGACAGGCCCGAAUUAUCGACCUUGAGCAAACAUUUGCAGGAAUUGAUAGCGGACGACACGACGACAUAUAUAGAGGAGCUGAAGCAACAGGCGACGUUGUCCCUGUCCGGACGGCAUUCGCGAUCGGUUCUGAAACGAUACGACAAUCCCGACGAUGAGAACCCGCCGUCCAGCAGCUGUCGCGGCGCGAUCGAUAUCCCGGCGAAUCGUUUUCUAUAUUAAUAAAAGCGUGGUAAUCGCGCGAACUGCGACGAGUCUCUUCGGCUGCCGACUGCAGGCUUCGUAUUUACUGUACAAAUAUAUUACUUCAUAAAUACAGAGAACAGCCACAAUUACGUGAUUGUUGAGGCACGUCUUACGGGAUUGUGCAUCAUAUCGUUGCGGAAAAUUUCCAUAAGAGCUAAUUAAUGUUAUACUCGUGAAGGGAAACGUGCGUACAUCGCAUGCUAUUACUGUCGACGAUAGUUACGGUAUACAGGAAACUAACAGCAACUACACAAAACGAAAAUAACCAAUUUACUCUUGUACAUAAUGUAUAAACGAAUACACAGGAGUGAUGGUUAAGAAUAGGCAUAAUAUAUGCGUGUUUAUGCAUGUAUAUGAGACGUGAAAUGCUCGUUAUGGCUAUGAAACGAAUCGAUUUUUCAUUUUAUUAGUCGAUGAUAAUAUAUUAAUGUGUUCAAUGUGUAUUCUUAAAAUUAUGCGGGAAUGUGAAGAGAGUUACAUAUACAUGCAGAAAUAAAAAGAAAAUAACUAUUAGAGCUCUAUUUACUCCGUCGCAAUUUUAUGAAGUUUUAUAUUAACUAUGUGGUAUUAAAUUAUAUAUUUCUUUUAACAUCUUACUUUCUAUUUUCACUUCGCCGAUGUAUCACUUCGCUGAUGUAUUAUUUAGACACCUGCAGUUUUCUCGCGCGCUGUUGUAUUAAUUAGGAGUAAUUGUUUAUACGAAUACGACAUCACAUCUUUAUAAUUAGUUAAUUCGGAGUGAUACACUCAUUCUAUUUUUCGACGGAACUGUUUACUUGGCACUUCCGAUGACUGUUAUUCGAACAACAGUCACUCUAUUUUUUGAGUGUCUUGUAAAACAAAACGAAAAUAGUUUUGCCAUCAUCGAUUGUUUUCUCUUUGGGAAAGAUAUUUUUUUUCUGCUGUAGGUAUAUUUAUUUAAGCAAAGCAACUGUCCCUUUGAAUAACGUUUGAAACGUCGAUCUAUCGUCAAGAAUGAGCAAAUUGAAUGCGUCUCGCACAUUCGAUGUGUAUAAAAUGUUACAAGGUUAUUAUUGACAACACCGUAAGUUUUCGGGUGAGUUUUAAUCAAUAAAUAUUUAUUACGCCGUAAAAAGCAGCAGUAAGGAGCCUUAGUAUUUUGGUCGAUAGUCUUGUAACAUUAUCUACGAGUUAUAGACGUAACUUCUUGUCAGUAGACAUUACGUAACCAGUUCUACAGUGUAUUGUUGACGUGUUAGUGAAUGGAUUCACAAUUGUUAAUGAAAACAUUAACCGAGAGACGAUAUGUAGUUUGAACUUUUGCAGCGGAGAAAUUUUGUAACGUACUACGUCAUAAAUAUCGCAUAUUUAUUGAAACGAAAAGUAAAGCCGCGUUAUCCGUGGAAUGCUUGCGUAAAGUUACCAGGGCAGUAAAUUGUUACGAAAGUAUUGAGGGUAUUGAGAGAAUACACGAUAGGUAUGACUUGGCCGGCUGUGGUUUCAUAUAAAUUGUAUGUACGUGUAUUUUGUUUUGCUUUACUAUGGAGCAGUGUUCAAUGAGUACAAGACACGCUGUUUAAUUUAUAACUGUUGCAAUUGCGGCUGUUCACAAUAUUGGUUCCGAGUACCUUAUCAAGCGCGUCUUGACGUGAGAACUCGAAAAUAAUGUAUAAUUUGAAGUUGUAUAGCUGGGUAACAAAUACACACACAUAUUAUAUAUAUAUACAUAUACAUACGCAUAUAUAAGCACACACACAUAAACGUAUGCGUUUUUACGAUAUAUGUGAUGUCCGUAUAAAAAUGUGCCACAUCAAGCUUUUAUUUAUUAACGCGACAUUCAACGUUGUUCACACAGUCGAUUCUUUUUGCGACGUUAUGAUUCUCUUUCUGUUGUUUUUUUUCUUUUUCGAUUAACGAAGAGUCUAUUUUCUGAGGUAACAGUCGGACGCUCUUCGUACUCACGUUAGUGCUCAUGUAAAAUUUAUAUAUAGCAAAAUACUGUGCGCUUUGGAAUUACGAAAAUUGAAAAAACAAAGUUGUUAUCGCUGUAAAUAGUUUAUUUUAACGAUAGGAUUGCCGCGACGCACCUACGUACUCCAAACACUUCGUAAAUCUGUGAUAACUUUAUACUGUCGAAUUGACAAUAUAUAAAUAUAUACAUAUAUAUAUAUAAAUAUAA
Messenger RNA from Dinoponera quadriceps, 4989 nucleotides. Its product is annotated as ubiquitin carboxyl-terminal hydrolase 35-like. The transcript has 3 exons. Gene Ontology annotation, cellular component: cytosol; nucleus. Gene Ontology annotation, biological process: protein deubiquitination. Lineage: Eukaryota; Metazoa; Arthropoda; Insecta; Hymenoptera; Formicidae. Bases 156 to 2825 code for a protein of 889 amino acids. Gene Ontology annotation, molecular function: cysteine-type deubiquitinase activity; cysteine-type endopeptidase activity. The record is from RefSeq and is a predicted model, not a curated record.